This is a messenger RNA of Ruditapes philippinarum (Manila clam), 558 nucleotides long. Its product is annotated as mediator of RNA polymerase II transcription subunit 31-A-like. Gene Ontology annotation, cellular component: mediator complex; core mediator complex. Gene Ontology annotation, molecular function: transcription coregulator activity. Gene Ontology annotation, biological process: regulation of transcription by RNA polymerase II. The record is from RefSeq and is a predicted model, not a curated record. The transcript is spliced from 4 exons. The coding region runs from base 35 to 457 and encodes 140 amino acids. NCBI's taxonomy places the organism in Eukaryota, Metazoa, Mollusca, Bivalvia, Venerida, Veneridae.
CCACACAAUUUUGCCGGUUGUUUCGUGUUUUGCAAUGGCAACGCCAAGGAUGUCGCAGCCUGUAUCUGCAAAUACAUUCACGGAAUCUGAGGAACAGGCAAAACUUCGGUUUCAAACAGAGCUGGAAUUUGUACAAUGUUUAGCAAACCCAAACUAUCUUAACUUUCUAGCCCAGCGUGGUUACUUCAAAGACACAAAUUUUAUCAACUACCUCAAAUAUCUCCAGUACUGGAAAGAACCCAAAUAUGCUAAAUAUCUGAAGUAUCCACAAGCUUUACAUUUCCUGGAGUUACUACAGUACGAACAAUUCAGAAAAGAGUUAGCCAAUCAGCAAUGUGCGAAGUUUAUUGAUGAUCAGCAGCUUCUGCACUGGCAACAUUAUCAACGUAAACGUGUACAACUUCUCGGAGCGGAGGCGGAGCAUGUACAACAGAUGAAGGAAACGAAACCGACAUGAUACAUCAGCAGACAUGCUACAUGAAAAACGGACACGGGGUUCUGCGACGGUUAAAUUUAUGACUGAAUGACUUAGACAGGAUUUUUGUGGUCACUGCCUAG